CAGGCGGCCCAACAUCACAGCACAUCCCACCUCCUGCCCUACUCCCGUGACCCGUCGGGCGUCGGCUCUCCCACGCGCAGCCGCCUCACGCAGCGCAUCGUCGCAUUCUCCCGCUCGACCUGACGGCUGACGCAGCGCCUCCGCCUCUCGUCGGCCGUCGUCCGCUGGCCGCCGUCCGUGAGGCCGCCUCCUGCCAGCCGCCGUCCGCCUCCCGCGGCCACGGGCCGCGAGGCCGCCUCCCGCCGGCCGCAGGCUGCCUCCCGUCGGCCUCCGUCCGCCCGUGAUUACUCCCGUCGGCCUCCGGCGUAAGGAGCCCCAGCCCCUGUUCAGGAUUUGUCUUGUCUAAAGUUAGUGCAUUGUGCUUCGAGGAAAUGGUUAUGGGGUUGAUAAAUGCUAACCCUGUAAUUCAUGAGAAGAAAGAGAGGCGUGUACGACAAGCACCAGAGACCACAGAUGAAAAUGCAGUAGAGCCUAUAGACCAGCUGGAAAUAUUUGAUAUCCUUCUUUAUGAUUUCCCUAAUAUGAAUGUAGUGAACCUUAUUUUUCUCUUAUACCAUGUAUCUGAAGUUUUAUGUUCUAGACGUUUUGUUUUGUCCUUAACAUUCUUACAUCACAUUAGAGAUAUAAAGGAUCCAGAGCACCCAUACUCAUUGGAACAGCUUAAUGUGGUAACUGAAGACUCAAUUGAACUCAAUGAUGAAAGUAAUCAUGUCAGGGUUACUUUCACCCCAACAGUGGAGCACUGCAGCAUGGCAACUGUUAUUGGCCUUUGCAUCCGCGUAAAACUCAUACGAAGUCUCCCUCCUCGUUACAAGGUGGACAUAAGGGUAGCCCCUGGAUCACAUUCAACUGAAGCUGCUGUGAAUAAGCAACUAAACGAUAAGGAACGCGUCGCGGCUGCAUUGGAAAACCCAAACCUACUGGACAUGGUGGAGGAGUGCUUGUCGCCAACAUUUGACUGAGGCUCGGACAUAUCUGGGCGCCACGGUGUUAAUGUUCAGAACCCACACAAGCUUAUGGCCCCAUGGAGUUUAUUCCUAUCUUUUGAGAAUUGGGAUGCCCUUGGCUGUUGCAGGACGUGUGGAUGAAUUUUGUUUCGCCGCCCCUUUCAGUUAUUAUAUUGUUACCGACUGUUUUGGUGCUUGUGACCUCCCUGAGUGAAGGGGAAAUGAUGUAAUCAGGUCUUGUGCUGUAGCUUUCACAGUGUUGUCAGUGCCACGGCGUUUUGUGGCUGUAUACCCACACAAAUAGGGAAGGUAUGGGUAAAAAUAUAUACACCCAUUGGAAAUGGGAAGGGUAGAAUAUAAGUAGGAUACAAUUUAUCCAUUAUAUAUACAUAGUAUCUUCAGAAUUAAUUAUCUAUUGAAUAUGAGUUUGAAUGAGGAUUGCAUAA
Setaria italica (foxtail millet) is the source of this 1393-nucleotide messenger RNA. Its product is annotated as protein AE7. The record is from RefSeq and is a predicted model, not a curated record. The transcript has 5 exons. Lineage: Eukaryota; Viridiplantae; Streptophyta; Magnoliopsida; Poales; Poaceae. The coding region runs from base 372 to 962 and encodes 196 amino acids. Gene Ontology annotation, biological process: iron-sulfur cluster assembly.